Molecule: messenger RNA, 999 nt
Organism: Macrobrachium nipponense
Lineage: Eukaryota; Metazoa; Arthropoda; Malacostraca; Decapoda; Palaemonidae
Exons: 3
Coding region: 1-999 (332 amino acids)
Source: RefSeq, a predicted model, not a curated record
AUGGCUGCUCAACAGUCAUGUAGAUCACCCCAGCUCUUUGGGACAGGUAGCAUCUCGCCUAAGGUGUAUGGCUGCAGAAGAGCUCUGGGGAUAGAAGAAGAGACUGCAGGAGCUACAGCAGAGGAAAGUAAUGAACCACUCAAUGUAACAGACCUAGAAUGUGAAGAGGUCUGUGCUAUGCCUGCUAAAGAAAUCAGGAGGUCUUCCUCCAGGAGUGCUUCUGUCAAGAGUCGCAGUGAUAAAACACCGCAGUCUAAUAUAAAUGUAGAGCCCAUUACGCCUAACCCUGUUAUUUUGCCUUCGGGUAAUGAAGUGAUUGCUGAAGGUAAUGCUCUUACUACAAUUAUGGAGUCGAUUCGGAACCUUGAAUCAAAAGUGCUCGCGCUCCAAACUAAUGUGCAAAAGUGCAGUGAUAGUGAUAGUGUUGUGGAGGGGGCGUCAAACCGGUCCUAUAGCGCCUACAGGCUGAGACCUCUGUCGGACUCCCAGGACAUAGGGAAUGGACAUGUCGUAAGCCGAAGGAGGGUUACGGGAACUAAACACCGGUCUGGCGUCCCUUCGGCAGUACCUGAAGACGAUUCCCAGGCUGCCAAAGAUCGUGCGCGAGCUCGAAUAUUAAAAGAAUGUUUCUCUUCCUCCGAGACGUCUUCUCCUCAACGAGGAUGGGUCUCUCGGAGGACCUCUCAAGAUGAGAGCGGUAAGGACGUAAGUUGUCGCACAGGCGGCCAUCGUCGUUCCCGCCCUCUUAAGAGAGGAUUUAGAGAAGAGGACGUUUUAUCAGAAGAUCGGGAACGUCCUCAUACGCGGCUUCCUCUUAGUUCUUCUCCGGAAGACUUUGAAGACGCUAUCCCUCAGAAGAGGGUUAGGACUUCUGGUGAAAAGGAGGUAGUCUUAUUCUCCAAUCUACCUGAAAUUAGUCCUGAGAGAAAGAAGAGGGCGUCCCCUCGCCCAUCGUCUUUUCACUGGAUAAGUCCUUCGUAUGAAUCUUCCCCCGUCUAA